UUAGCUUCAACAUAUAAAAGCCAAAGAAGACAAGCUCCGUUGUAUUGUUUGGGGUAAACAAAACGCCAACAAAAAUGCAGACUACAGUGAAACAAAACUACCAUCCAGAGACUGAAGGCGCCAUCAACAAGCUCAUCAAUCUGAAGCUCAGCGCUUCCUACACCUACCUUGCCCUGGGGAUGUAUUUUGACAGGGAUGAUGUCGCAUUGCCACACUUCUCCUGUUUUUUUCUGGAGCGCUCCAUGAAGGAGCGGGAACAGGCUGAGAAGCUGCUGGAAUACCAGAACACCAGAGGAGGCCGGAUUCUGCUUCGGGCCAUCGCUAAACCGAGCAGGGAGGACUGGAGAGACGGUCUGGAUGCGUUGACCUUCUCCCUGGAAUACCAGAAGUCCCUGAACACUUUCAUCAUGGAUGUUCACCGCAGAGCCGACGGCAACAAAGACCCACAUCUGUGCGACUUCCUGGAGCGGGAGUUCCUCGUCGACAGCCAUGACACCAUCAAGAAGCUGGGCGACUACAUCACCAGUCUGACCAGCCUCACCACCUCCGACCCGCACGGCUCCAUGGCAGAUUACCUGUUCGACAGACACACCCUCUAAAAAAAAAAGCAGCAUUAGACCUCUCCAGCUGUCCACAUUUCCAAAGGGGGUAAAAGCUGCAUUUGUUUCUGUUAAAACAAACCAUUUGCAUAUUUAACGGUAAACUAUUUCUGUACAAUAGGUCAAAUGUUAACUGGAAUUACCUCAACUUUUCUAAAUGAACUAGGAGCCUCAAUGUUGUAGCAAAAGCCAUAAUUUUUGUAAUAAGCUGUUUCUGUGAAAUGAAUCAUAUUUGGUCUGUAUCAUGUCAUGCAUUCCAUGGUCCUAUUUUCACUUUUUUACCAAAUGCAAACCAUUUCUGAAUCAAAUUGUUAUUUCAAUAUCUAAUAAAUCUAAACCUUUGAAGCA
Messenger RNA from Xiphophorus maculatus (southern platyfish), 947 nucleotides. Its product is annotated as ferritin, lower subunit-like. Lineage: Eukaryota; Metazoa; Chordata; Actinopteri; Cyprinodontiformes; Poeciliidae. Gene Ontology annotation, molecular function: ferric iron binding; ferrous iron binding. Gene Ontology annotation, biological process: intracellular iron ion homeostasis; iron ion transport. The transcript is spliced from 5 exons. Gene Ontology annotation, cellular component: cytoplasm. Bases 75 to 599 code for a protein of 174 amino acids. The record is from RefSeq and is a predicted model, not a curated record.